Molecule: messenger RNA, 2334 nt
Organism: Lodderomyces elongisporus
Lineage: Eukaryota; Fungi; Ascomycota; Pichiomycetes; Serinales; Debaryomycetaceae
Gene: UTP4
Product: Utp4p
Exons: 1
Coding region: 1-2334 (777 amino acids)
Biological process (GO): maturation of SSU-rRNA from tricistronic rRNA transcript (SSU-rRNA, 5.8S rRNA, LSU-rRNA)
Cellular component (GO): small-subunit processome; t-UTP complex; 90S preribosome
Molecular function (GO): RNA binding; protein binding
Source: RefSeq, a predicted model, not a curated record
AUGGAGGUUCACAGAUGUCGAUUUGUUGAUUAUACUCCACACACGAUCACAUCGCUUGCGUUCUCUACACGUUCGACGCUCGAUGACAACAAACCAACACCCUUAGAUUUGCGUCUCGCAGUUGGCAGAAGCAAUGGUGACAUCGAGAUAUGGAACCCUCGUCAUAACUGGACACACGAGCUUACUCUCGCAGGCUCUCUGGGCCGCUCAGUUGAAGGUUUGUGCUGGGUAACAACAUAUUCUUCCAGUCAUCCUUCUACUACUGGCGCCUCAAGAAAAGUUGAGUCAUCUCGAUUAUUCUCCAUCGGUGGAUCAACAUACAUCACAGAAUGGAACUUAGCUACAGGCCAACCAUUGAUAAAUUAUGAUUGUAAUGCUGGUGUGAUAUGGACAAUUGAUGUCAACUCAACUGGUGAUAAGCUUGCUGUUGGAUGCGACGACGGGUCUGUUGUCGUUGUUGAUAUCUCAGGCGGUAAAGGGUCUUUAGAGCACGAUAUCAUUUGUCAGCGUCAGGAUGCAAGAGUCUUGAGUUUGAAGUGGAAUAAAAAUGAACAGAUUAUUGGUGGUUGUGCUGAUGGAAGAAUUAGAGUAUGGAGUUUUCAGCCAGAGACCAAAGGUAGAAUUAUGGCAACAAUGAGGGUAGACAAAUCCAAGACAGAAAGUACACUUGUGUGGUCUUUGGAUGUGUUAAAGAACAAGCAUCAAUUCAUAAGUGGAGAUUCUACGGGCCAUGUCAAGAUUUGGGACCUUAGAUACUUUACGUUGGUGCAAAGUUUCAAGAUCCACGAUGCUGAUGUCCUUUCAAUCGUUUGCAACCUUAAAGAGGAUAAGUUCUAUUCACUGGGUAUUGACCGUAAAAUACAUCAGUUUGACUUGUUAAACACAAAGACUAGUAGUAAAUGGGUGCAUAGUUACAACAGACUCCUACAUUCAAACGAUAUAAGGGCCAUGGCCAUAUAUGAAAGCAAGAACUUAAAUGUCUUGGUGAGUGGUGGUGUUGAAAGAGCAAUAGUUAUUCAAAACUUGCAGUCAUUCCACGAUGGAAAAUACAAGAAGUUAUUGAUUAAUCAACAAAAGAGCAAUGUUGUUGUCGAUGAUGAUGCCGAUAAUAAUGAUAAUAGAUUGAUUGCAUUGUGGAGUGAUCAAACGGUUAAGAUUUGGAAAGUUUGCGACUCUAGUAAACAAAAACUUGUUUCAAAGCUCACUUUAUCGGAUGAUGAAAAUAUUACAAGCGUGGACUUGAAAAACAAUGUCUUGGUUGUUGCCAAGAUGUCAUCAGUCAAAGUGUAUGAGUUAUUUGAGGUGGCCGAGGACAAGUACAAGGUGAGCAAGAUUAGAGACGAAAACUUUGACUCUCUUGUUUCUGGUGCAAAAAUUGUCAAACUUCUUAAUGAUGCCCAGUUCUUAGUGGUUACUCCAGAUGAAGAGAUAUACCGAUUUAAAAUCAAUUUUGAUGAUAAAGAUGACGGCGAAGCAACAAUUACUCUUGAAGAAGAAGUCGAACUUUUUGAAAACGAUAAUGACGACAAGAAUAAUGGAAGCUUCUCAUAUUCUAUAAAUCAUUUGACUAUUACACCAGACUCACAAACACUCAUUAUUUCGCGCUUUAAUGGUAGUAUUGAGAUAUAUCCACUUUUCAACAACGAUAAAAUUCAAAAUCCAUACACACUUACUAAGCUUUCUUUGUCCCCUCACCUUAUUGCCUGUCGUAAUAGCGAGCGUUUAGUUGUCCUCACCGAGGAAAACAAGCUUUUUGAAUUUAAUAUAGGCACACAAGAGCAAGGCCAAGGCCAAGGUCAAGGUCAAGGUCAAGGUCUUACAGCAUGGUCUAAGAGGAAUAGUGAAUAUUUGCCUCGGCAAUUUACGGCUUUGGAAGACAAGCCUCAGGGAAUGUUUGUCCAGUCCGAUAAAGUUUGGAUUUAUGGAACAACGUGGAUCUGCUUUUUUGACUUGACCAAAAACAUUCCAAUCAACAAGAUGUAUAAAAAUUUAAGUAUAGGCAGAAAGAGAAAUAGAAGUGGAUUGACUAUAAAUGAUGCCGAUUACUUAGAUGGCGAAGAGGCAUCCGUGCACCAGAUUGAGCAAGGAAUGAAACAAAGUGGGUUGGACAAGAUGAGGCAGCAUAUUAAAGAUGAAGGCGAGGAUGAGGAACAAUUAGAGGCGGGAGAUGCUGAAAUCAAUGCCCUGGACAAGAAGGCAUUUUGGAUGACUGAGAAGUACAGACCUAUAAUGAAAGUAGCCAACUUUGGCGAGAACGCAUUGGUAGUAAUUGAAAGACCCUACUUUGCAUUACCUACUACUCCAGCAUUUGAUUUGCCCAAAUUAAGGGUAUAG